Molecule: messenger RNA, 679 nt
Organism: Drosophila teissieri
Lineage: Eukaryota; Metazoa; Arthropoda; Insecta; Diptera; Drosophilidae
Gene: Obp44a
Product: general odorant-binding protein 99a
Exons: 2
Coding region: 116-547 (143 amino acids)
Biological process (GO): sensory perception of smell
Molecular function (GO): odorant binding
Source: RefSeq, a predicted model, not a curated record
AAAGGUAUAAAAGCUGGAGCAGCCCAGACCACAGUCAACAGUUUCCUCCGAUCAACCACAGAGCGAGCAAUCAGUCCUCACACAAUCUUUAAAAAAGCAAAAAAGAAGAGACACUAUGAAAAACGCUGUUGCCAUUCUGCUGUGCGCCCUGCUGGGUCUGGCCUCCGCCGCCGACUACAAGCUACGCACCGCCGAGGAUCUCCAGAGUGCGCGAAAGGAAUGCGCCGCCACCAGCAAGGUGACCGAGGCCCUGAUCGCUAAGUACAAGACCUUUGACUAUCCCGACGAUGACAUCACCCGCAACUACAUCCAGUGCAUCUUCGUCAAAUUCGACCUGUUCGAUGAGACCAAGGGCUUCAAGGUGGAGAACCUGGUGGCCCAACUGGGCCAGGGCAAGGAGGACAAGGCCGCGCUGAAGGCCGACAUCGAGAAAUGCGCCGACAAGAACGAGCAGAAGUCGCCCGCCAACUCCUGGGCCUUCCGAGGCUUCAAGUGUUUCCUAGGCAAGAACCUGCCACUCGUGCAGGCCGCCGUCCAAAAGAACUAGGAAUUCAGCGUAGUUUCGCGCCAAUUCUAGAAGCGCAAGAACAAAACGUCAGCAAAGCGGCAUUUUCGAGUUGAAACCCGCUCAGGUUCUGCAAUCCUUCAAUUGAAAUAAAACCAUAUAAUAGUGCUUGAA